CCGGGUCAGCCGUAGGUUUGGGGGGGGGGGGAAAGAAAGGAGAAAGGUUAAGGCACCGCGAGGAGCAGAUGAAGCCUCCAAGUCAGCUCACGUCUUGCACGGACCAGGCAGACUGCUGCUUCUAGAUGGUCUUAAGAGAAGACUAGGAAAACUUUUUUUUUUUUUUUUUUUUUUUGCUCUUUUAAUAAGUUAAAUUUUUUUUUUUUUUGCUCUGCUUAUGGAUGAUGGAACUUUAACCAUGUGGCAGAUAGCUGAUCAGCUUCCUCGGAUUUCGCCUGCAGCGUCGCUCUGUUUCGCCUGAAGAUGGAAACGCUCGAGUCGGAGCUGACCUGCCCAAUCUGUCUGGAGCUCUUCGAGGACCCGCUGCUGCUGCCUUGCGCCCACAGCCUGUGUUUCGGCUGCGCCCACCGCAUCCUGGUUUCCCACUGCACCCCCAACGAGCCCGUCGAGUCCAUCACCGCUUUCCAGUGUCCCACCUGCCGCUAUGUUAUCACCCUCAACCAGAGGGGCCUAGAGGGACUGAAGCGCAACGUGACUCUGCAGAACAUCAUCGACCGCUUCCAGAAGGCCUCCGUGAGCGGGCCCAACUCUCCUAGCGAGACGCGGCGCGAGCGCGCGCCCGACGACGGCGCCAUGACCUCGCCCGGCGAGGCGGUGCAGUGCCAGUUCUGCGAGCAGGACCCACCGCAGGAUGCCGUCAAGACGUGCGUCACCUGCGAGGUGUCCUACUGCGAGGAGUGCCUGAAGGCCACGCACCCCAACAAGAAACCGUUCACGGGCCACCGGCUAAUCGAGCCGCUGCCCGACUCGCACCUGCGCGGGCUCAUGUGCCUGGAGCACGAGGACGAGAAGGUGAACAUGUACUGCGUCACCGAUGAGCAGCUCAUCUGUGCCUUGUGCAAGCUCGUGGGGCGCCACCGAGACCAUCAGGUGGCCGCCCUCGGCGACCGCUACGAGAAGCUCAAGAGAUCUCCAGGCCGGCACCUCAGUGAAGGGGGCGAAAAGGAGCCCGAGGACCAGCAAGCUUUGGAUUCAAACCUUAGCAAUCUAAUUAAGAGGAAUAACGAACUGGAAACUCUCAUGGGCAAGUUAAUACAGACCUGCCAGCAUGUAGAGGUGAACGCAUCGCGACAAGAAAACAAGCUCAUGGAGGAGUGUGACCUCUUGAUUGAUAUUAUCCAGCAAAGAAGACAAAUCAUUGCGACGAAAAUCAAGGAGGGCAAGGUGGUGAGGCUGCGCAAACUGGCCCAGCAGAUCGCCAACUGCAAACAGUGUAUCGAGCGCUCUUCGUCGCUCAUCACGCAGGCCGAUCAGACGCUGAAGGAGACGGACCAUGCCCGCUUCCUGCAGACCGCCAAGAGCAUCUCCGAGAGGGUGUCCAUGGCAACAGCUUCCUCUCAGGUCCUUAUUCCUGAAAUCAACUUGACAGAUACAUUUGACACAUUUGCGCUAGAUUUCACGAGGGAAAAGAAAAUGCUGGAAAGUCUGGAUUAUCUUACAGCACCGAAUCCUCCGGGAAUCCGGGAGGAGCUGUGCACGGCAUCGUACGACACCAUCACCGUCCACUGGACGAGCGACGAUGAGUUCAGCGUGGUCUCCUAUGAGCUGCAAUACGCCAUUUUCACUGGUCAGGCCAAUGUUGUCAGUUUGUGCAACUCGGCCGACAGCUGGAUGAUUGUGCCCAACAUCAAGCAGAACCACUACACGGUGCACGGCCUGCAGAGCGGCACCAAGUACAUCUUCAUUGUGAAGGCCAUCAACCAGGCGGGCAGCCGCAGCAGCGAGCCCGGCACGCUGAAGACCAACAGUCAGCCGUUCAAGCUCGACCCAAAGUCUGCCCACCGGAAGCUGAAGAUCUCUCACGACAACCUGACGGUGGAGCGGGACGAGACAUCCUCCAAAAAGAGUCACACGCAGGACCGCUUCGUGAGCCAGGGCAGCUAUGGUGUCCUGGGGAACGUUUACAUCGACAGCGGGCGCCACUACUGGGAGGCUCUGAUUGGUGGGAGCACAUGGUACGCGGUAGGCAUCGCCUACAAGUCAGCGCCAAAGCACGAGUGGGUGGGGAAGAACGCCUGCUCGUGGGUGCUGUGUCGCUGCAACAGCUCGUGGGUGGUGCGCCACAACGGCAAGGAGCUGCCCAUCGAGCCGUCGCCCCACCUGCGGCGCAUCGGCGUGCUGUUGGACUACGACGCCGGCUCACUGGCCUUCUAUGACGCCGUCAGCUCGCAGCACCUCUACACCUUUGACGUGGCCUUCGCCCAGCCCGUGUGCCCCGUCUUCAACAUAUGGAACAAGUGCUUGACGGUGCUCACGGGCCUGCCCAUCCCAGACCACCUGGAGAGCGCCGAGCUGCAGGACUGACUGACCGUGGUGUCAGACACUAACCCAGGGCGCUCGGAGGUUGGGAGUUGGGGUGGGGGUGGAGUGUGAAAGCCCAAGAUAGCUCUGCUCACGACAAGCAGUCAAAGCUCAUCUUCAUCACUUCUUCGUAUGAUUCUUUUUUUUUUUUUUUUUAAAAAGCCAUGGCUUUAAAUAUUGUUACUUAAUGCUCUUAUUGUAGUAAAUUAAUUGCUGUAAAUUAUUUAUGGGGAAGAAUUGGAUUUAAAAAC
This is a messenger RNA of Scleropages formosus (Asian bonytongue), 2612 nucleotides long. RefSeq names its product midline 1 (gene mid1). Bases 304 to 2364 code for a protein of 686 amino acids. Lineage: Eukaryota; Metazoa; Chordata; Actinopteri; Osteoglossiformes; Osteoglossidae. Gene Ontology annotation, cellular component: cytoplasm. The transcript has 11 exons. Gene Ontology annotation, molecular function: zinc ion binding; protein binding. Gene Ontology annotation, biological process: regulation of microtubule cytoskeleton organization. The record is from RefSeq and is a predicted model, not a curated record.